Messenger RNA from Rotaria sp. Silwood1, 626 nucleotides. NCBI's taxonomy places the organism in Eukaryota, Metazoa, Rotifera, Eurotatoria, Philodinida, Philodinidae. The record is from the annotation of a GenBank genome assembly.
UGCUAUUGUUCAUGGAUGUGGUAUAAUAAAUUCUAGUAUAUUGUUUUGCAAGAAGCUUUGUUUUUGUUUUUUAUGUAGGAGGUAUAAUAGGUGCAUUUUUAACUGGUUUAUUUCCUGAAAAAUGGGUAAAUUCAAGAGACGGCGUUGAUGGUGCUUUUUAUGGACGACCAAUUCAAAUUUGGUACCAAAUUGCUGGCAUCCUUACUGCCAUUGGUUUUGCUUCUGCAUGUACAGCUGGUAUUCUUUUUCCUUUGGAUUUGAUUAUGGGUAUUCGUUUGGGCAAAGAAGAUGAACUUCAAGGACUCGAUAUAACUGCACAUGGUGAAAGUUGGGAAGUAACUGCAUCACGAGCUGUUAGUGAUCUUGUGAAAAAAGUAUUACAAGAACAAGGUACUACAAAAGAAGAGGCUGAGGAUGCUGGAACUUUUGAAUUACAUUAUAAUCCUAAAAACUCAAAUAGAAAAUCAUUUAAAAUUCCUCUGUUUAAACGAAUAAGGUCACGCCAUGCUCAACUUAAUACGGACCCAGUAAAUAAUAAUCAACUACAAGAGAACCAUAACGAAAUAAGGUUUAAUGACGAUGAAAUUAACAGACAAGCAAUUGAUACACAUAUGAUUCGCUUUUAA